AGGGUAAAGCGGGACACAUUUGCCUGCUAGCCCUCUAGCGAGUGGGUGCUGUUCAGCUAGAUGUAUACACCUGAACUAGCACCUCUGUUUCUUUAUUUAGGGAGCAUUAGGUUUAAUAGUGAGACAGGAUCGUGUUGGGCUUCCACUGUAACUACAGAAAGUAUAACCUCCAGGAUUACUCUGUCUGACAAUGGCUGAAUAUUCAAAAGUGAAAUCUACCAAGCUAGUGCUGAAGGGAAUGAAAAACAAGAGUAAGAAAAAGAACAAAGACAAAAAAAGGAAAAGAGAAGAAUCUGAUGAGGACAAGAUGGAUGUAGUUGGAAAUUGGUGGACUGUUAAGAACUUUGGAGAAAUUUCUGGGACAGUGGCUAUUGAAAUGGACAAAGGAGCUUAUAUUCAUGCUUUAGAUACUGGCCUGUUUACUAUUGGAGCUCCCCAUAAAGAUGAUGAUGGACCAUCGCCUCCAGAGCAAUUCACAGCAAUCAAGUUGUCCGAUUCAAGAAUUGCACUAAAAUCUGGCUAUGGCAAAUAUCUUGGUAUCAAUUCUGAUGGCCUUGUCAUUGGGCGUUCUGAUGCCAUAGGAGCAAGAGAGCAAUGGGAACCAGUCUUUGAAAAUGGGAAAAUGGCACUUCUUGCUUCAAACAGUUGUUUUGUUGGAUGUAAUGAAGAAGGUGACUUAAUAGCACAAAGUAAAACAGCUGGUGAAGGAGAAAUGAUAAAGAUCCGCUCAUGUGUUGAGAGAGAUGGAAAAAGUGAAGAUGAAAUUCCCAAAGAAGAUAAAGGAAAUGUUAAGCAAUGUGAAAUAAACUAUGUAAAGAAAUUCCAGAGUUUCCAGGACAACAAACUCAAAGUGAGUCUGGAAGACAACAAAGAUCUAAAAAAGGCCAGAAAAGAAGGAAACUUUCACGAGACACUUCUAGACCGGAGAUCUAAACUGAAAGCAGAUCGAUACUGCAAAUGAAACAUUGUGCUUGACCUGCUGUGUGAAUAUUUCUUUCUGUUCUAUAAGUAUUUAUUGCUAUAGGUUUUGUACUAUUACAUCAUUAAAACGAUUUUUUUAACAACAAGA
Xenopus tropicalis (tropical clawed frog) is the source of this 1069-nucleotide messenger RNA. It is a transcript of the gene frg1, whose product is annotated as FSHD region gene 1. Bases 191 to 961 code for a protein of 256 amino acids. Lineage: Eukaryota; Metazoa; Chordata; Amphibia; Anura; Pipidae. Gene Ontology annotation, cellular component: cytoplasm; Cajal body; nucleolus. The record is from RefSeq and is a predicted model, not a curated record. The transcript is spliced from 10 exons.